CUCGAGAUAAUAGCCGGACGGAGCCUUCAGAACUUGCACCUCCUUGUAACGAGCCGAAGGGAGCCAGACAUUGAGAGCACCCUAGAAGAUAUUGUAAACGACCAGAGUAGAAUCUGUCUCCAAAGCGCGCUAGUAGACAAAGACAUACAACGAUAUGUCCAAGACAGGCUAGCCACAGACAAACUCCUUCAAAAAUGGAGAAAGGAUGAUGUUAGACAGGAGAUUGAGGCUGUACUAAAAGAUGGGGCCAAGGGCAUGUUUCGAUGGGCUGCAUGCCAGGUUGAUAGUUUAGCAAAGUGUCGCAAUCGCGCAACACUCCGCAAGACUCUUGCUACACUGCCACCAACGCUAGACCAGACAUACGAACGCAUUCUUUCCGCGAUAAGCGAAGCUGAUUCGGAGUACGCUAUUCGCAUCUUACGGUGGUUAACAUUCUCCGCACGGCCACUCUCAAUCAACGACAUCGCUGAAGUUGUCGCCAUUGACACGAAGCGAGAUCCUGUAUUUGACCGUGAUGAAGUUCUUGAGGAUCCACUAGAGGCAUUGCAUAUCUGCUCUAGUCUUGUUACUAUUACGGACAGCGACUCUGAACAAGACAGCGACUAUGAACAAGACAGCGACUGUGAGCUUGAAGAUGUAUCACAACAAAUCGUUGCGUUAGCACAUUACUCAGUCAAAGAAUACCUCAUGUCAGACAGAAUCUUGACAGGAGAAGCAGCAAAGUACGGCAUGCGAGAUGAUGCCUGCCAUUAUGCUAUGGCAAGAAGCUGCCUUGGCUACCUUCUCCAGUUGGAGCAACCAGAGCUACACGCAGCCUUCCUCGAAGAAUUCAGGCUCGCACGUUACUCGGCAGAGUACUGGAGUAGCCACGCUCGAAAGACAGGUGAACGAACAGAAGAUAUAGGCCAACUAGCAGCUCGCCUAUGCUCCAGGAACAGCUAUUUGUACGUCAACUGGAUUCGGUUGUGGGGUCCUGAGGAGCCUGAGGAUGACCCAUGCUUGCAAAGGAGACUAGAUCAGAUAUAUGAUCCGAUUUACUAUGCAGCAUUGUUAGGCCUGAAAGAUGUGGUCAAGCUACUACAACAGGAAUGCGCUCAAGGUAGCUAUAAGAACAGGCCACGAGCAAGUGUUCAAGCUACUGCUUGA
This is a messenger RNA of Exserohilum turcica Et28A, 1146 nucleotides long. RefSeq lists its product as uncharacterized. NCBI's taxonomy places the organism in Eukaryota, Fungi, Ascomycota, Dothideomycetes, Pleosporales, Pleosporaceae. The annotation marks the transcript as partial. The transcript is spliced from 3 exons. The record is from RefSeq and is a predicted model, not a curated record.